AUGGUGCGAGUUUUCUACGAACCCCCUCCAGGUGGAGCAAGAACACACCUUAACCGUGGCGCUUACUAUGUUGAGAAUGCUGCGACCCCAACCUUCUUGAAGAAGAUUCAAAGAAUGCCACCUGCCAAGGUCAUCGUUCCCUUUAUUGGCGUUGUUUCGGCUCUGUGCUACCUUCCUCUCAUGAACCAAAAGGGUCUUCCACAAACCAUGAACCCCGAGCACGUCGCUGCCCAAAGAGCUUACAUGCGUUACCACAACAUGAACCCUAUGUUUGGAACUUCCAGCAAGCAAGCCCGAUCUGCCGAUCCUGAUCCGUAA
Messenger RNA from Cylindrotheca closterium, 318 nucleotides. Lineage: Eukaryota; Bacillariophyta; Bacillariophyceae; Bacillariales; Bacillariaceae. The record is from the annotation of a GenBank genome assembly.